Messenger RNA from Dentiscutata heterogama, 273 nucleotides. Lineage: Eukaryota; Fungi; Glomeromycota; Glomeromycetes; Diversisporales; Gigasporaceae. The record is from the annotation of a GenBank genome assembly.
ACUUGAAGCUUUUAAAUGACUUUUAUUAUCAAGAUGACAGGCGAGUAGAAAGUGCUAAUAUAGCAAUACUAGAGAGUUAUAAUCAAAAGGAUUUGACUGAAAGAAUUAACAAGCUGAAGGUUGCAUUGAAGUGGUAUCAAGAUGAUAAAGAGCACUCUUUUGAAGCGAAGGCUAUUGACGAGAAUAUCAAAUUAUUACAAACACAAGCUCAAUUAGAAAAAGAAAUGAAUCAACGAAUGAUUGGAUUACCUUUGAGCGAGACAGUUCACAAGU